AUAUCGUCAUCCGAUAUAUAUCGUUAUAUGAACAGCCGUAAUUUUCCGUUAACUGUGUACAACUAUGGUUAAAAAGAAAAGUACACCUGCUUCAAAUUCAAAGGUUUUCAGUAUCAGGAUGUAAUGAAAACCAUCCGAUUCUUAGCAGGCCUUAAAAUCAUUUAAAUAUAACCUCAGAUGAACAGCAACAGAUGACAUAUUACAUGUGUCAUUAUUUAUUUCACAAAAACCUAGACAGAAGCAGAGUGUGAAAAACAAAGUUCAUCCUUACGGCUUACAUGGGAAUGAAGAGGGUAAGUAGCAGCGGGGUGCUGGUAAUCAAACGCACUGAUUAGUUGAUCUUCAUCGAAGCGGAAUUAUGCUGGUCUGGAUUACUCAGGUGUGUUAACAGAACAAUCUUCCCAGGAGGGGACAUCCCAGCUCAGCCCAUGCAAUGCUCAACUACAAGAAAACCCAAGAGCUCCGUGUCAGACUACAGGCCUCAGUUAGCAUGUUAAAGUUCAUGACAGCACAAUUAGAAUAACAGGUGUGGCUUGUUUGGAAGGUUUUUCCAGGAGAAAGGCUUCUCUCUGAGAAGAACAUGGCAGCACAACAUGGGUUUGCAAAGCACAAUCACCUCAAACGAGCUGUCAGCGCGGUGGUGGAAGGUUCAUGUUUUGGGUACCUUGCAGUCCCUGAGUGAACAGUGAACUCUUUUCUCUACUAAAGUAUUCUUGAGUCAAACGUGAGACCACCUGUCCCACAGCUAAAGCUCAGCUGAUGUUCAGCUGUCCAGCAGGACGGUGAUCCAAACCACAGAAGCAAAUCUCCAACAGUGGCUGAAAAAGAAAAUAAUCCCAAUGCUGCAAUGGUCCAGACCUCAGCCUGACUGAGAUGCUGUGGGUGGGACAUUCAGAGAGCUGUGCAUGAGUGAUUGCUGCAAACCUCAAUGAACUGAAGCAAGAAGAGUUUGACCAGAACUCCUCCACUGCGAUAACUCAGUUAUUGCUGCUGGGUGUGUCGUUUUUCACACGCUGCUUCUGCAUGUCCUCAUACUUAAAACCUUACAUCUGAAAGAGGGUGUACUUCAUCUUUCACUAAAACUGUAUCAGGAUGAACACUUUUUAUGUUUUUGUUUACAUUAUCAGCAAUUUCCUAUCAUAAAGUAGCCGAGGCAGACGUGACACCAUCUAGAAAAUAAUGUUUUUUUUCCUCCUUCACUUCCUGAGCACGUGGUGUUCACUCUUAAGUGUUUUCUCUCAGGGCAACUCGUCCUCCACCUUCACAUCACCUUUUACGUCUUCUGUCUUCCCUGACACCUUCUGUCUGCAGGAAACGCCCAGAGCGUUUCUCCACAGCUCGCCAUCAUGUCUCAGAAUUACCCAUACAGAAAGCCGCCGUCUGACACCGACCUCAGAACUGAUCCCGGGCCUUACAGAUCUGUGGACUACCGCCACUCCUCAGCGGACCGUGACUUUUACAGGCAGCCACAAGACUCCUUCUCUGUCUCCUCCUCCUGCCCGUCCUCGUCCAGGGGCUCUGGAGUGCUGCAGUCAUCGCAGGACAGUGUUCUGAGCAUCCUGAGCAGCUGCGGUCUGGAGCCCAGUGAUCUGGCGCUGCUAGCCGAGCUGCCCGAAGACGUCCUCACUAUUGAGUCUCUGCCACACAUCCUCAGACAGAUCAAAUGCAAGAAAGGGACCGUCAAACCUUUCCCUCCCCGGGCUCCGUCUCCCUCCUCCUCUUCCUCCUACCCUUCCAGCUCCACCCAUCGAUCUGCCACGAGCAGCUCCUCCUCCUCUAGAGACUGGGACCAGCUCCAUCGCACGUCGGUCCACUACCCGCUGGACCACCUGCCACCACCACCUCCUCCCUCGGAGAAGCUCAUGGAUCGCUGGAAUAAUCCGAUUAUCGUGAGCUCCGGCCGAGCAGAGCUGCCACCAUCGUCAUCCUUAUCAUCGCCGUUGGGGUACACGGUGGACUUCCACCGCAGGCAGGGCCCCUCUGAUUAUGGUAAGGCUGGUCCAGUUCCUUCUUACAGCCCAGCGAGGCGAGGAGAUAGAGAGCCGUCAUCUCGAUUCUCCGAGGCCGGACCAGCUGAUUACAGGUCAUCAGCGCUGGUGACGGCUUCUCCUCUUCCUAGCGAGCACCAGUCCAAACCUCAGGCGAGCCGCCGUGACACGUCCUCCACGAGGAGCAGUCAGUCCUCGCCCUCAAUGCCUACACGGAAAGAAGCUCUGGAUUUCCACGGGAAGGUCCCGCCGUCGUUCCCGUACUCGUGCUCGCUGUGUGAUAUCACUGUACUGUCGCAGAAGGUUUGGAUUCAGCACGUGACCGGCAGGCACCAUGCAGAUGGACAGCUCAGCCUCCUGCAGCAGUUUCCUAACUGGGACUGCCGCAUGCAGACGGUCCGAAGGGACGAUAAAUCAGAGAAGAAGAAGAAAGAUGGAGGAAAAGGCGCCCCGGCAGCUAGUCAAACAUCGCAGUCGAAUAGCAAGUCGAAGCAGAAGAAGGUAAAGAAGACUUUGGAGAAAGGGAAGGUAGUGUGCGUCAAGUUUCCGUUUCAGUCUGUCGAUGAGAAAUACCUCAGGAAGCUCGCAGAACCGUUCGGGAAGAUCAUCAAGGUCAUCAUGUUUCCGUCUCUGGGCUUCGUGGAGAUGGGCUCGGUUGAUCAGGCCAAAGACUUGGUGAAGUUUCACAGCAAUUAUCCUCCAACUGUGAACGGAGAGCAGAUCGAGUUCAGCGUCUCCAACGCCUUCAACUUUCUCCAGAGCACACGGGUGGUGAGUUUCACGCCCGCUCCAUCAGGAGAAGACGGAGAAUCCGACCUGAUCAAUAUCAUCAAACGCUUCGGCCUGCCGCUCUACACCCUGUUCCUGCCGUCAAUGGUGUUUGUUGAGAUGAAGAACGCCCCUGAUGCUCAGAAGCUGGUGGAUUAUUAUCUGUCCAACACUCUGAGGAUCAACAGUGACUUGAUUUGUGUCUCCUUCUCUGGAGAGUACAAGACUCUCAUGCGGGUUUCAAAAGCCAAGAGGUACGAAGAAGAGAACGAAAGUACGAAGAAGAGUACCACCAAGAGGACAAGGAGCUCGAGCCGAGACAGAACGACAGAAAAUAAGAAAAGAAGGUCCAGAUCCAGAGACAAGUCCAGCAAAGAGGAACGGACCAGAGCAAGGUCCAGGUCCAGGGAUAAAUCUAAAGAAAAAUCCAGCAGAGAUGCCAAAACUAGGUCUAGGUCCCAAGACAAGUUGGAUAGAAAAAGGAAGAGCAGAACCCGGUCCAGGUCCAGAGAUAAGUCCACUAGUGAGAAGCGGACCAGGACCAGGUCUAAGUCAGGGUCCAGAGAAAAAACAAAAGAAAAAUCCAACAAGGAAAGCAAGAAAGGGUCCCAAGAGAAGAAGCCAGACGAAUCGAGAGAAAAAUCCAACAGAGACCAGAAGACCAGGUCCGCAUCCAGAGACAAGUCCAGCAGAGAGACAAAAACCAAGUCUACAACCCAAGAAAAGUCAAGCAAAGAAAGAAAAAGCAGGAGCAAAUCCAGAUCCGUGGAAAAAUCCAGCAGAGAUAAGAAAUCCAGGUCUAGAGAGAGAUCCAGCAACAAGUCCUCCAGACGGGACGGAGAAAAGACGGCAGAACCAGAGAAACCAGACGCAGAGUCCACAUCCAAAGGACAACCGUCUCCUCUCGAAGACUCCAAACCUGAAGUUUCAAACACAGAAGAAGUGGAAGGGGAGGCAGCGUUGCCUGGAGAGGAGAGCGACAUCGAGGGGAUGGAGGUGAUUGCUGAGGAUGGAGAGAAUCUGGCAGAUGACGAUGAGGAGGCUCUGCAAGAGGAAGAGGAAAAAGAGAGUCCUAAAGAGAGAGCACCUGAAAAAGAUGAAGUAAAGGAGGCGAUGGGUGGAGAGCCUGGCAAUGAGGAGAAACCUGCGUCGGAGAAGGAGAUAAAGAAGGAAGAGAAGGAGGAAGUAGAGGAGUCAAAGGAAGCAACAGAGACUCCUCUACAGGAGGAUUUGGAGGACUUCCCUGUAGACCUGGAAAACUGCAUCACUCUGGAUGAACUGGAAGAAGAUGACUCUGACGACCAAGGUGGAGAAUCAGCAGAUGAGCCCAAGUCAACAUCGAAAUCCAGCAGGGUUUUUUACUUCGGCCACCUGCCGCCUAAUUACGCCCUCUUUGACUUCUUCCAACUGCUGCGAAAUUUUGGGAAGGUGGUGCGCUAUUACCUGAUUGGCAAUCGACGAGAGGGUUUCAUUGAAAUGUCGAGUUCUUCAGCGGCCCUGAAAGCUGUUGAAGAGCUCGUCAGCAAACCAGCCAUCCACAACUGCCCCAAACUCAAAGCCCGCAUCUCCACCAAAUACUACAGACUUGACAACGGAUGGGUUGUUCACUCGGACGGCAGCGAUGACAAGGACAGUCGAGGCAGGAAGCGCGAGAAACGAAGCAAAUCCAAGACCUUGGACGGGGACGAGACCGACAGGAGGUCUAAAGGGAGGAAGGAGUCCCCGAAGAAGACAUCAGAGAAAUCAGGCAAAAAGACUCCAGAAAAAGAUUCUGGGUCAAAAAAGCCUCCAGAGAAAGACUCAUCAGGGAAAAAGACCCCAAAGAAAGAGUCCACAUCCAAAACGUCUCCAGAAAAGGAUGCCAAAAACACAUUGGGAACGAAAUCCACUGGGAAAAAGACUCCAGAGAAAGAUUUGCCAUCUAAAAAAACUUCAGGUAAGGAUUCUACAACAAAAAAGACUCCAGCGAAAAAGUCCGCACCCAGAAAGACUCCGGAAAACAAGUCUACAUUCAGAGAAACUUCAGAAGAAGAGUCUGAGUCCAAAAAGUCUCCAAAGAGGGAAUCGUUGGACAAAGAGCCUCCAGAAAAGGUCCUUAAAAAUGGUCCGGAGAAGGAAUCCGCGGGGAGAAAGACUCCUGAGAAAGGGUCAUUGUGUGCAGAGAUUCCAAACAGCGAGACGCUGGAACCAAAAGGAGUUCCUGACAAUAAUUCAGUGCCUCAGACAACUGUGAAGAAAGAACUAAAGCAAGAAAAUACUCAACAAAAUGAGGAACCAGCAGCUGAUAAAGCACCACCUGAAAAAGAUUAUAUCAAAAAGGAAACACCACACAUAUUCAAGCAGGAGGAGGAGGAAACACCAAUAGAUGUUUGUAUGGAAGCAGGACCAAAUGUGAAAGAUGCAGAGAGUCCAGAUCCACCAGUCUCCUCUACAGAGCCCUCAAAACCACCAUCUGAACAGGACGUGAAGCCCCAGUUUGGACCUGCAGAGGGCGCUGCUGAACCUCAGAAACCCACCAAACCUGUUGGGACGGAGUUUGUGCGACCGGUUGUCGGUUAUUUCUGUAACCUGUGUCAGCGGAUCUUCGCUGAAGAGGAUGAAGCCAAACAGCAGCACUGCAGCAGCCUGUCGCAUUACAGCAAAUACCAGGAGAAGACUGGGAGGGAUCCGUGGACGAGCUGAACAUCUGCAGAGAAAUUGGUUACCUUCAGAUUUUAUUAAUUGACUUUAUCAGAAACGAGAUCCCAAACAUGAUUUGAUUUCUGUCUGUUCUCCACUGGACUUUGAGUUUCUGUACAGAGAUUUUUUUUUUUUUUUUUUAAAGUUCUGCUGAAAAAUCCAAAAAUGUAUAAAUAUUUAAGUUUUAUGUCGUGCAGAACAGAAACUGUAUGUUUGAGAAAGAGUGAGAUGUGAUUGUAAAAAUCCAGUUUCUUAGAUUUCUGUUAAUCUCCUACUCACGUGCUCUGGUCCUAAAAGGUGUUGAUUGGUCAACCCAGAAGAUUUAGAAACAAACACCAGGUUCAGGUGCUGUCAGAUUAAGAAAAAUGUCUUAAAGAGGCUGUAAUGUCAGAAUAUUAACAGCUCCCUGGGCUCUAAUCAGUUUUUGUCAAUUGUACUCAUGCCGCACCUUCACAGAAACUAUAUAAUUUAAGAAAAUCUGUGGUGUUGUCAAAUAAAUAAUCUCACAUGAA
Neolamprologus brichardi is the source of this 5947-nucleotide messenger RNA. Lineage: Eukaryota; Metazoa; Chordata; Actinopteri; Cichliformes; Cichlidae. The record is from RefSeq and is a predicted model, not a curated record.